Mycena citricolor is the source of this 2796-nucleotide messenger RNA. Lineage: Eukaryota; Fungi; Basidiomycota; Agaricomycetes; Agaricales; Mycenaceae. The record is from the annotation of a GenBank genome assembly.
GUUUGUCUCCGCCGCUCUGACCAGCAACGUGCAGUCGGUCGCGUCUGCUGUGCCAUCAGACGUUGCGUCCAUUCUUUCGGCGUUGUCGAGUGCCGUGGGCGCUGUGUCGAGUGGUGCUGCUGCGUCGGCUGUGCCGUCGGACGUUGCCUCGGCGCUUUCCCCUGCUGGAGCUGUGCCGAGUGGAGCAGAGUCUGUUCUGAGUGGAGUCGUCGCGUCUGCCACGAGUGUCAGCGCAGCUGUCCCGUCCAGGAUCCCGUUCGUCUUCACGCAACUGUCGAGCACUGCCGCGUCUCUUCUUCCCAGCCCAGCCCUCUCUAGCGCUGUCCAAUCUGCCGCUGCGCCGCUUCCCUCCGACGUCUCUGCGAUCUUGUCCGUGCUGUCGAGCGCCGCCGGGGGUCUGCCAAGCGCUUCCGCGUCGGCCCUGUCCAGUGCGCCCAGCUCGGCGCCCAGCGACGUCGCGUCGAUUUUGUCGGCGCUCUCCAGUGCGGCGGGAUCCUUGCCGAGUGAUGUCGCAUCAGUGAUUGCCAGUGACGCGAGUGGUAUUCUUGCUUCUGCGACUGCCGGAUCAGCAUCAGUGCUCUCCAGUGCUGCCGGUGCCUUGCCCAGUACCAGCAAUGCGCAGCCCGCCAUCUCGAGUGCCGCCGGUCCGGUCCCCAGUGACGGGGCUGGAUCCCUCCCAAGCGCUGUUGCGUCGAUUCUGUCUGCGAUGUCGAGUAUUCUCCCUGGCGGAGUUUCCACCAGCAGCAGCAGCGUCGUCGCUCCUGGCUCUAGUGCCGCUGGCUCGGCACCCAGCGGGGUGGGGUCGGUCCUUUCCGCGUUGUCGUCGAGUGCUCUUCCCAGCAGCCUGUCUGGAUCCGUUGCCUCGAGUGCGGCUGGCUCGCUCCCGUCUGAUGUCAUCUCCAUCCUUUCCGCGCUCUCGAGUGCGGCUGGAUUCGUCCCGGCGGCGACCAGUGUCCCCGCAUCCGCCGCCUCGUCUGCGCUUCCGUCAAUCGUGUCGAGUGCUGCUGGCUCCAUUCCCAGUAAUGUCGCGUCAAUUCUCUCUGCUCUUUCGAGUACUGCAGCUGGCGGAGUCCCAAGUGGUGUGAUUGCAUCCAACGGCCCCAGCGCAUCGGCGGCUCCGAGCAACGUCCAGUCCAUCGCCAGCGCAGCGAACAGCAACCUGGCAUCCGUCCUUUCAGCUCUGUCCAGCGCUGCCGGCGGGCUGCCCAGCAACGUCGCGUCGGCCGUGUCAGCCGCCAACUCGGCCAACAGCGUCUUGAGUGGAGUGGCCGCCUCCGCCACGGUCGCACCUGGCAGCGCAGUCAGCAGUGUGCUCGCCAGUGCCAGUGCGGCAGCCGCUGUCCUCCCGAGCAAUAACGUCGCAUCGGCUGCGUCCGUCGUCGCCUCCGUGAACAGCGUCUUCAGUGCGGUUCUUGCGUCCCAGAGCAGUGUCAACGCCCCGGCCUCAGUUGCGAGUAACGCCGUCUCGGUCAGCAGCGGUUUGAGCGGAGUGCUUGCGUCGCAGACGCGCAUCGUCAGUCCCGCGAGCAGCAUGUUGAGUGGUGUCUUGGCGUCGGCUACAGGUGGACUGGCGGGAUCGGGAUCGCCGACGAGCGCCGUCGUCUCGGCUGCGUCCGUCGUGGCAUCUUCCAACAGUGUGUUGAGUGGUGUCCUUGCGUCGGCCGCAAGAUCUGGAGCCGCGAGCGCUUCCGCCGCUAACGUCGCUUCCGUCGUCAGCAGCAUCCUCUCCGCGGCCAAUGCCAACGUCGCAUCGACUCCUCUACCGUCCGUCGUGACGAGCAGCCCCGUCGCUGCCUCAGCAGCCGCGUCCCGAGCAUCGAGCGUGAUCCCCGUCUCGAGCGCAUCGUUCGCUGCGGCUGUGCUCGCGUCGCAGAUCACCCACAUCUUCGGCAGCAGCAACAGCAACCAGAAAGCCAAUGCGAUGGCCUCCGGCUCGCCAGCUGCCUUGCCUGCUGCGACGCAACUCAUCUACGGCGGGUCGGUCGCUGGGCCCUCUGCCUCGGCCGCGGCCGGUGCUUCGGUCUCCGGGGCGGCGUCUGCGUCUCAGUCUGCGGUUGGUGGUGUCUAUGGAGGCGGUGUCGGCGGCGUCGUGCCGGCGGUGGUCACCACGGCCGUCUAUGGCGGCUCGUCGAGUGCUGCUGCAUCGGGCGUGUACUCUAAUGCAAACGCUGCCGCAUCGGCAUCUGUCACCAUCGCAUCCAGCGCUGUCUCAUCCUCGCCUGCGUCGGCGUCCGCCAGCCCGACGAGCUCAGCCGCCGCCAGCGCCACGGGCGCUCUCGACGACGCGCUGAUCGCCGCCAACAAGGCCGGCAGCGACCUGAUCGGCUCGCUCACGGCGCUGAUCGACGUGCUGCAUGUCUUUGCCCCGGGUCCGCUGGUGCUAAGCGAUACAGUGGCCAACACGAUCAACACAGCCGUGACGGACGUCGUGCUGUUCGCGAACGAGCUCGACCUCGUCGCGAUCUACAUCCAGGCGUACAAGGACAUACUCGGCUCCGCGCCCGACGCGCCGCGCGCGCUCGUGCUCUUCGCCACGAUCAACACCGUCGCGCGCCAGGUGGCGCUGCUGGGCUCGCAGGUGAACGUCGACGACAUGGAGGAGCAGAUCCGCCCGAGCGUGCUCACGCUGCUCGAGAGCGUCCGGCAGCUGCACCUCCUGUGGCCGCAGACAUCGGCUACCGCGUGGGCGCACUUCCAGGCUGCCGUCCAGAGCUUGUGAGGAUCUUGGCUGGUGGACUUGGAUCGUAGCAGUGUCAUGUAUGUAGUAGCAUCGUCCAUUUGUAUACUAGAUCCUCG